Spirodela intermedia is the source of this 12793-nucleotide messenger RNA. The record is from the annotation of a GenBank genome assembly. NCBI's taxonomy places the organism in Eukaryota, Viridiplantae, Streptophyta, Magnoliopsida, Alismatales, Araceae.
AUGGGGUCCCUCCAUCCCUUCCAGAUCGUGUCCGCCGCCGCCCGCGGCGGCUCCUCCCCGUAUGUGCUACUGGCCGGAGACCGGUUUCGGGGAUUCCAGUUUCCCUUCCCCCCGACGCCACGCAUGGUGAGGGGGAAUCCCUCCCGUUGCCGGCGGUCGACGAUCCCUGUCCCUGGCCGGUUAAUAUGCCGCAGUAGUGGCGGGGGGGCUAGCACAGUGAAGGAGAGGAAGGGAACGGAGACGAAGGGGAAGGUCUGCGUCGGCGUCCGUCUGGAUCAUCAGGUCAAGUUCGGCGAGCAGGUCGUGAUUAUGGGCUCGCACAUGGCGCUUGGGUCGUGGAAGAAGGGCGUCCCGAUGUCGUGGACGAAAGACGGGUGGGUGGCAGAACUGGUGUUCGAUCAAGGGGAGGGCUUCGUGGAGUACAAGUUCGUUGUAGCGACCCACAGCGGGCAGUUGAAUAUGUGGGAGAAUGGGGAGAACAGAGUGCUUGAGCUCCCCCCCGGGGGGGUGUUCAACAUAGUAUGCCACUGGGACAAGACCAAGGAGAGCGUGAAUCUGAUCAGAGCUGGUGCGGAUGAGCACGGAUCGAAUGUGGAAGAAAAGGGGAACGAGAGUGCUGAUAAGGACAGUGGAAAUCUGGAGGACGUGGAGCAGAGUCCUUUUGUGGAGCAGUGGCAGGGGCGGGCCGCCUCCUUCAUGCGGUCCAAUGAACAUAGGAACAGGGAGAGCGAGAGGAGUUGGUCGACGGAAGGAUUGGAGGGUGUCUCACUGAAGCUUGUGGAGAGUGACCGCGGUGCUAGAAAUUGGUGGAGGAAGGUAAGUCUUCGGUUCGUUUUGAAGUGCAUUUGAAAUACUUUCUAACUUUUCUCCUCUCAUCAUCUUGUCUAUUAAAGAAACUGUCCACUUAUUUAAUUCGAAGUUUCGAUAAAUAAUAUUUGAAGGACUGGUGGAUUGUGCUUUGGAAUCAGCAUAAACAGUGAAAUGAAUUGCCUCUCAUGUAUGAUUAUCUCUUCUAGAAAGUAUUCCCAUAUGAAGGGAUGCCAAACUCAGCUUCCAAUUCGCCACAUUGUGUUCUUUGUUUGGGAUAUUACAUUAACUGGUGAUCGCCUGGUUGUCUCACGUUAGACAUGCUUUUUAUAAAUUAAGGAAUGCAUCAACGAUGAUUGUGACAAUCACCACAAUAACAAUGAGCGAAUAUAUUUAUGCAUGGAUUACCCUGACAAAUAUUGUAGAAUCUUUCCUUUGAAUAUUGCAUUGCGUGAUGCAUUAACUGUUUCUUUUUUUUUUUAAAUGAAUGGGAGUCACUCGUUUUAACUUUUCUAUAAAAAUGCACAUAAGAUCUAGUAGUUUUUAGAGAACGGAAAUGUUCUUGGACACCAUGAUUAGUUGAAAGGUACCUAGUUUGUGUAACUUGGCAUUUUGAAACUUGGAAGCGCCUCAUGCCAUGCUAAAAUGGUGACGAAAUGAAUUUAGCACAGAAACUAUGUCGCCUUGGAGUAAAUACUAACGCCAUUCACCUGAUAAAGUCAUCUCAUGCCAAAAUUUGAUCACUCUCUUCAUCUCUCCAGAAUAUAUUCAUAUGGUAGAAUAGAAUACAAAUAGAGAAGUAAAGAAGUUUAUCCUAUUGGAGUAUUAAGUGCACAUUAUUUUUCUGAUGAAAAAUACUCAUAAGAUUAAUUACGAGAUUGAAUUAUGUUCUUAUUUUUGCUUUUCUGGGUCAGAGGAUGCACUUCGAGUGGCAUAAGAUAAUGUUGCAGAAAAAGAUUAUGUAGUCUGACUUAGCCUUUGAAGAUCUAAGGUCUCGGUCUUUAGCCCUUCCUCAAUUCUCCUGGAAGUGGUUGUUAGUCAUGAAGCAAAAUAUCCGGCUGUGCUUUGAGAAAUAAGUUGUGUUAUAGCUGAAGUAUUUACUUUCUCAAUGAAAUAAAAAUAAGCGCCAGUUAAUGCCGUGCUGUUGAUAUGCAAGCGUGAAGAGAAAAUUUGUAUUUUGUUUACUAUUGACAUGUUAUACACAAGUUACCUGAUCAUGUCUAUUAUUAUCUUCUUGUGAGUACAAUGAUUCAAGAUGAUGAUAAUUUAUUAGUCUAAAUAGUUGAUGGUUCCAAUUUUCGUCUUUGUGAAAUGUUUAUUUAAUUAUUUAACCAUUACCAUGAAUUUUAUUUACAGAUGUUCCAAAAUGUUCACAAGUCAACAGGUUAACCGUUGUAUUUAAUCCAUCACAAGUUUAUGCAAUCCUUUCAUUCUGCUUCUGUAACUAUUACCAUGCUUAUGCAGUUAGAAGCUGUGCGUGAGCUUUUUGAUGCAAAUCAGGAACAGGCAAAUCAGUUUGAGGCUCUUGUUUAUUCUGCAGUGUACCUAAAGGUUUUCCUAUUGCACUUCAUUGUGUGCUUAUUUUAUUUUUGAGGUUACAUUUGUUCAAUAUUUUUUUAAGUUUGACGUUAUUUCUUUCAAAAUUAUGCAGUGGAUUAACACUGGUCAGAUUCCCUGCUUUGAGGAUGGAGGCCAUCAUCGUCCUAAUAGACAUGCUGAUAUUUCCAGACAAAUAUUUCGUCAACUUGAAAGAAUUUCGCAUUCAAAAAAUGCAUCACCUCAGGUAUUCACAUUUCCUUCAUGGGUUGAUUGAUUUUGAUUACACUUUCUUUUGUUCUGCAAGUUUCUCCUUUGCCAAUGCUAACAACUGGCCUCUGAUCAAGUGAACAUAACAAAACCUUGAAUUCGAAUGGCUUCUUUCUUGGGGAAAUGAGGCAAUUUCCAGAAAAUCUUUGAAUCAACUUGUUUAUCCAAGGCUUUAAACCUUCUCAUAUGAACAUCUUUGAAUCAACGUUGGUGUAGUGAAAACACAUUUUAAAGAUUGAUGAUAAAUGCUGAGGUGGGAAAUAGAGUUGGUGAAUCAUUAUUUUACACGGUCUCCUGUGGAAUUGUCCUCUAAUUGUUUUAAAAAAUGAUUUAAGAUUUUUUUCUGUUGAUAAUACUAGCCCAGUUCCUAGAGGGUCAAUCUGAAGGAAUCAAGACGCAUGUGCCAACUUGAAGGAAUUCUUGAGCUCUACAGCCACUCCCUUUUUUAACCAAAAGAACUUGAAACAAAAAAUUAAAGAUAUUAUAUAUGGCGUUGUAGAAGCCCUAUUGCUGUCAUUAUAUCUAUUGUAUUUGUGGAAACCGUGUUCAGUAUAAUCGUAUGAUGUUAUCUGACGUAUAGUGAAAAAUUACACUAAAUUUCAUAUGGAAAGGGAGAGAAAAAAAAAUCUCUGUCAUUGGAGUCUACCUGGUGACCUAAACCUGUACGUUUCUAACAGCAUGGAUUCUCUGAAUCCAAAAGUUUUAUUUAUGAGUAAUUUAUUAGUAAUUUAUUAGUAAGUUGUCAUGGAAGUUUUACGUGAAGAGGGGUUUUGGUUGAGUUAUUCUUGCCAUGGAACAAUUUAAAUUUGAUGCAUUUGAAUGCUUCAUGCCCUGGAUUAACGGUUUUGCUUAGCCUGUGACUUAUCCUGAUUAGUCACCUGGUUGUGGUUAGUUUUGAGGAUUGAGCUCCUUAUAUGAAUAAUCUGGGCGUCUUUUGCAUCUUGAGAUUCUUUUUUGAAGGCUCCAAUUAUGUGGGAAUUGUAUCCAAUCACAGCUUGGGCAUGACAUUUAAUAUGAAACAUAUUUUCUAUUAUAUUCAUUUACAUUAUUAUUGAACAUAUGACAAUUUCAGCGUCUCAAAAAAAUCCUAAUGAAAUGCCUUCGAAAUUUAUUUGAAAUUCCUGAAUUGUUAAAAUGUUAUUGGGCAGAAGUUAUUAAUGAACUUCUGCCAUUUUCAAACUAAGUUCUAAGUCGACAUUCUGAUAAAUAAAAAUCUAGAUAGUCCCACAAUGACUAAGACGUCUUCACGGUUAAAGUGCUGACAACCUGAAUUGGUAUCACAAGAUACUUAAGACACGCCAUGAUGGAUAAAAAAAUUAAUGUCCUAUUCUAAAAAAGAAAAAUGAUUAGUUUUUUAAUUUUUUAUCUCAAAUGUUUUAGGAUAUUACGUCUAAAAAGGGAAAACUGUCAUUUUCUUUGAAUUACACGUGAUGUCAUGGUUUCUCUUUUUCCAUGUCUAGCUUGUGGAAUGCGUUUUCCGUUAAUAGUUUAUCAUGAACUCUUCAACACAUGAUUGCAGCAAUUCUGUGCUAGUGUAUUUUUCUGUUUUUCAUUGAUUUGUUUCUGGACAUGCACAGGAUAUACUUGUGACCCGAAAGAUCCACCCAUGCUUGCCUUCGUUCAAGGCAGAAUUUACUGCAUCAGUUCCUCUAACUCGAAUUCGGGAUAUUGCUCAUCGUAAUGAUAUUCCACAUGAUUUAAAGGUAUUUUUUUUUGUCCACUCUGCAUUAGAGUGAUUAUUUAGAGACAUCUGCCUCUAAAACGCCUUAUUUUUAAUGACCAUCAGCAAGAAAUCAAGCAUACAAUACAAAACAAGCUUCACCGAAAUGCUGGUCCUGAAGAUCUGGUAGCUACAGAGGCUAUGCUAUCUAGGAUCACCCAGAAUCCUGGGGAAUAUAGUUCAGCAUUUGUUGAGCAAUUCAAGAUAUUUCAUCUUGAGCUUAAAGAUUUCUUCAAUGCUGGAAGGUUUAUUAAGUGCCAUGCUUCUGAUGACUAUUUGUUUUAGAUUUAUUUCCUUCUGCUUUCGUGGUGAAUUCAAUUUCGUAGAUCACAUUGUUCAGUCAGCCAUUUAGUGGUGCCUAACUGCAGAGAAGUUAAGUUCAGAUCUAUUGUGGCCACUACUUUUUACUACGGACAUACAUGAGUUUAUCCCUCUCAUGGUCUUUGACCUUUUGACUAUAAGUCUACAUAUAAACUAGUUUCAUAAUUAAUUAUUUUUGUCAGAAUUUGGGAUAUAGUUUUAGUACAAUGUGCAAUUAAGGGAACCUAUUGUUGUUAUAGUGGGGAGUGAUGGUUAGAAUUAUAUUUAUAUUUGCUUGCAUCCACGUACCAUUUUCAGGAUAGCUACACUGUGUUUGUAUGGGCUACUUUCUAUGUGUAAGUUAUGGAUAAACCUUACAGAUUCAUUUUUUUUUCACGUCCUCUCUAAUUUAAUUGGUAAAGAGUAUCAGAUCCUUGAUAAACGGGGGAAAGGUUUUGUGCAAAAAUAGGUGGCCAAUAAUACGGUUUUGGCAUGCUUGGAUAUUUUAUCACAUCUAGUCACGGCACCUUGCUUAUCUAUCUAUACGAGAAAGAAAUGAGGAAAAGGUCCACCUCUAAUAUAUAGUUCAUACAUGCGUACUAAAGGAGAACAAUGAACAAGUUAUACUAAUUCAUAUAUUGUCAUGAAUGAACUACUAAUAGUGAACUGUGAAGUCAAGGUUUUAAUUGAACCAGCGCUUUCUCACAACUGUUGUCACUUGAAAUGAUUCUGCUUACUCAAUAAUUUUUUGUUCCCAGGACAAAGUUUGAACUUCUUUAAACUCAAUUGCUAAUGAUAAACUUUGCAGCCUUACUGAACAACUGGAGUCCAUUAGAGAAUCCUUGGAUGGGCAGAGUUUAUCAGCUCUUGAAAAGUAUUUUUCUUGCAAGAAGGUACAUGCUUGAAACAUGGUCCACUUUUGUUCAUUUCUCUCCACUGUAUCUUUUCUUUUGCUGUGAAUGGUUAUCAUUUUCUUUUCAAUGAAUCAGCAUCAAUUCCUUUUCUUCCUCUAUAGCAUGUAGUGUUUUUUAGUCAGUGUCUUUAGUGCAUGCCGCAUACAUUAGGCAUCAUUCGAUAUAUUAUGAUCUCAUAUGCCUUUGACAGAGUCUGGAGAAGAAAGAGGAAUCAAAGAAUUCUUCAGUUGGACAUGGUGUUUUGGAGUUAAUGGAAACCCUAUUGUCAUUAACAGAUUUACGGGAAGUUAUCGUGAAACGUCUUAGUAGUGGUCUUAGAAAUGAUGCCCCUGAUACUGCUAUAGCCAUGCGCCAAAAGGUACAGCUUGUUGAACCUAACUCUAUUUAAAAUCAUUGGUUGCUAUAUAUGAUUUUAGUUUGUAUGACAUUAUAUAUCUGAAUUGACUUGCAGUGGCGUCUUUGUGAGAUUGGCCUUGAGGAUUACUCCUUUUUUCUUUUAAGCAGGUAUGCUUAACCACAGAAAAGUUUCUUUCUGGAAAUGGGUUCUUAACCUGUUUAUUCUUUUUUGUUUCCAUCAGAGGCUUCAACCAAGUAACAGGUUAAUCUGACCCGAUGAAUGAUUUUGGGAACAAUCUUGGUCACGUAAAUAGACCAACUUUCCCAAAGUUUGAACGGAUAUUCAAUUCUUCAUGUCUCGCUGCUAUUUUUUCAUGGGAAUAACCGUGAGUAGUAGGCAGUAUUGGUUACGUUGAUCUCGGAUAACAUAUUUUUACCCUAAAUUUUGGUUACAGAUAAGAUUGUAGAAAUCCAAUCCGUGCGAGUUGAACAUCUCAGACUGAUAUUUGUAUUUUUUUUCAAUUUAGCUUAUAAGUCAUGUUGUGUACACAAUAUGAUGUCAUUUAGCAAUUUAACAAGAAAAAAUUUAGCGCACAUUUCAUCUGUUAAAGGAAAAUUGGGAUAGCAUCAACAGAGUAGAAUGAACUGCACCCAAGGUCACGUCUUGGCAGCUAUUCUGGAUGGUUAUAGUGGUCUUCCAGGCUAGCAUUAAUGUCUUCUGAAGGGUAAUGAUGAGUUUUUGUCUUGUCAUUGUGUCUUGUCAUUGGCUCCGGAGGAGAGUUUCGGGUCAUCCGCAAUAUCAAUUGGGCUCAAAGACAGUCUAGUAGGCGUUUCUUAACAGCUACUAGGCCUUUCCUUUUUCAGACUAAAAAUUGCCUAUGUAUUCUACUAACUAAAGGAAAUCUGUUAGGAUGGGACAAAGGAAUGGAGGACCGGAAUCAUCACAUAUUUUUUCUGUUAUGCCUUUCGCACAUUUAACAGUCUGUUGCAUAUUUUUGGAGUCCUAUGAAUAUAGACCUGUGAAAUGAUGUAAAAUCCUUCGGUGAUAUAUUCUUUCUCUUUUAUUUUAUUGACUCCCCUACGUUUUGUUCAUUAUGAAUUGAUAGAUAUUUACGAGUGGCACUGGUUUACAGAAAUCAGAAGCAUAGGUGACUUAGAUUAAUCAUUUCAAAAAAAUUCAGACAAGAUGAUUAUAGGUUAGCCAAUGACGUGUUGUGGUCCUGCCAGAAUUCUAUUCAGCGUGUUUGAGAUGGUAAAUCAUGGAAAUGGUCAGAAAAGCUGACUACUUUGAUACUCUGAGAGAUGGACUUAAGGAAGGAUGAGCAGAAAGUGUGAGGGAAGGAGGUGGCGGGUAAACGAUAAUUAUAUUUUUCUGAUUUCUUACGUUGAACUGAAAUGCGUGCUUUAAGAGAAAUAUGGCAGUUCUAUGGAACUCUAGUCUAUUCCCUUAUCUCCCCUUUGCAGGCUUCAAUGGGCAUGUUGAUUUGAAAUGGGCUAUCCAUGUGCCUCAGCCAAUGUUCCAACCCUUGUCAGGACUAGCUGAGCUUUGGCUCCCCGAUUCCAGUCAUUGACAUCCUUUCUAUCUUACUUUGUUAAGAUGUACGUGAAAACCUCUCUUUGCAAAUGCAACAUACUUCCACUCCAUAUGUGAAGCUGUUGUUGAAUUCCAUGAACCUAGAAUGUUUUCCUCUUCAUAGAGGUACAAGGAACCGAUGGAUAGACUUGCAUGUCACACAUUAUGGCUUUUGAGAUGCCCACGUGCAUUCAUAUGGAUGCUAGUCGGUCAAGUUUGAGUAGUGCUAAUGUUUGAACAACUAUAUUACUCCUUUGUGCCAUUCUGUAUCUUCAUGUAGGCUUGACUGUCAAUAUCUAUGCCCAUCCACAUCACGAUUUCAUUGCAGCAUUCUGCAUUUGUUUACAAACAACAUCUGGUUUCUCUUCACCAAUUUUUUUCCCCAUUUGAUGUUCUCCAUGUUUCACUUGUGUUUAGUCUUCUCAAUGCGCUUGAAGGUAUGGGAGGGUACACUUGGCUUGCACAGAGUAUAGACUCAAGAAAUACAAGAGCAUGGUACAACCCACUGAGUGCUCUCAUUACCGGCAUUCGCCAUAUUGGCCUCUCAUCUUGGAAGCCAGAUGAAUGCCUAGCAAUAGCUAGUGAGCUUCAUGCAUGGCAACAAAAAGGCUUAUCUGAAAAAGAAGGUUAGAUUUCCAUCAUUAUUUGAUAUGUCCUGUUUGUUUGAAGUCUGCGCUAAUCCAACCCACAAGGCUCUACUAAUGCUGCUUCAUGUAUUAUGCCUAGGUAAUGAGGAUGGUAAGAAGAUCUGGUUGUUGAGACUCAAGGCAACCAUUGAUAGAGCAAGAAGAUUAACAGAAGAAUACUCUGAAUCUCUGCUGCAAAUAUUUCCUGAUAGAGUCGAGGUUGGACUUAUUUUCUUCCUAUGCAUUUCUAUUUCAUGAUUUUUUUCUCAUUAAAUACCUCAAGUCUGCUUGCUAGUCUGAAAUUCAAGAUUAUGACGUGUAAUUCUAUAUUCUUUAGUUCAGGUUCUUGGAAUAAAUUGACUGGGGUUGAAAACUUAAAUAGAGUGGGUAAAACCUUGAAGAUUUUGAGAUUUGAGGUACAUUGCAAUGUAGAGAUAUAUGAACCUGCAAUAUAAAUGCAUUCCAAAAGUAUGUCAGUAGAAAAAUUUGCAUCAUUGGCUGAAUAUUUCCAGGCAAUGUCUCUUAGUACACCGUCUAGUGAACUAUUAGAAUUCAGUUAGAUUUAUCCAUGAGUAGGAUUGAAAAAGAUUAGAUUCCUUAUAUAUUUAAGAUCCGAUUGAAAACCAAAUACCUAGUUAGAACGAUCAUCUAGGUUAUUUCACGUUUCGAGGAAUUGUUGCGAAGCUGUGGACCAGCCAAUUCGUGAAUGAUAUGGUGGUUGAUUGUGAUUUUAUCACCAUGUUCAGAUGAUCACUUCAUACAUUUUUUUUUUCCUUGGCUUCCCUUAAUCUAGUAAUUUGGUUUAAGUUCCAUUUUCUCGCCUACAUAAAUGAAAAGCAGGUUGUCAUGCUUUUAUGCCCAUAUCCAUGAACGAGAAGCAUUUUUUUUACUGAUUUCGUUUCUCUUUCUUAAAGAAAUAUUUUUUCUUUGCUUUUCCAUAUCUAUACAGAAGUUGGGGAAGGCCCUUGGAAUUCCUAAGGACAGUGUAAGGACCUAUGCCGAAGCAGAAAUACGUGCAGGGUAGGCAUCUAAAAAUCGGUCUAAUUUAUUUAAUUCGAUUUAAAAGUACAAAUAUUUAUUCAUUGGUAUGAUUUUGUCCGCCCAUCUGACGCUGUCAAACAUCCACAGCGUCAUAUUUCAGGUUUCCAAAUUUUGCACACUCCUUCUAAAAGCAGCACGAAUUUCUCUUGGAUCUCAAGGCUGGGAUGUUCUGGUUCCAGGAGUUGCCCGAGGAACUCUCUUACAGGUCUGAAUUAAUGAGUGGGUUAACCUGUACAUCUUAUCUGAAUCAUCAAUAGAUGGUACCUCCAAUCUCUGAUGAUUGGAACCCCUAGAUGACAGGAUUUCUCUUCCCUUACUCCCUUAUUAGGACUUUAAUGAAAAUCAGCAAACCCUCAAUACAAUAAUCUGAAAGCCUUCUCUGUGUUGCAGGUUGAAAGUAUUGUUCCAGGCUCUCUACCUGCGUCUGUCACUGGGCCUGUCAUCCUUGUGGUCAACAAAGCUGACGGAGAUGAGGAGGUUCAAAAAUAAUUCUCCAAUAUUUAUUCCCGAGAAUAAAAAGGGCGUCAAUCCCUGAAAAAAUAUAUUUAUGUUAUUUGCAGGUUAAGGCCGCCGGGAAAAAUAUUGCCGGGGUUGUGCUUCUACAGGAGCUCCCUCACCUUUCACAUCUGGGUGUUAGGGCUCGUCAAGUAAUCCAGCAGCUCGAUUUCACUUCUGAUUGCUUUAAGAGUGGUGCCCCUCGGUUUUCAUCACUCUGUUCUAUAAUUUGCAGGAAAAGGUGGUGUUUGUGACCUGCGAAGAUGAUGACAAAGUCGCCGAUAUUCAGAAACUUAUUGGGAAAUCUGUGAGGUUAGUAGAUUCAAUUCUUCACUCGAGUUUUUUUUUACAAUAUUUAGCAAUAGUUUUACAUCUAGCCCAGAAUUUUCGCUCAUCUUUGUCCAAGGAUGGUUAAUAAGCUGAAAUAAUUGCAUGCAACAUAAGGAAACCAGACAAAUAUUUGUGGAAAUACUGCUCCAGAGACACAUUUUAGCGAGAAGUCAUAACCCUAUUCAAGAGACACGUCCUGAGACGAAAACCUAUGAAGAAGUUCAUGCUGCAACCUUCAGGGGAUCCCGAGGGUCACUGGGAAUUCACUCAUCUGUUCUUGAAGAAAAUACCUCAUUGGAAACGACGACCAAACUAUAGUCUCCUUUUAGAUGGCUUUAAGGGCAUGAUGAGAUUGAAUUCCUUCUGCGUAUAUAAACACACUGCACUCUUGAUAUCUUAAAGUAGACAAAUAUUGUUGGAAGAAAAUGGGAAACCGAGGAGACACGGGAAAAUAAAUCUUAUUUAAAAGCCAAUCAGGAUCUUCCACCUUGCUCUAGCAGUAAUAAACUAAUGUAAAUGCUACUAUAUUCCACUCAAAAUCUAACGCAUGAAUCCCUGCAUUGGUUGAUAUUAUUUUCCCCAAAAUGCUACUUACAUAAUAUGAGUUUUUUUCUUUCUUUCUUUCUUUCUUUCUUUCUCUUGAUCAGUCUCUAAUAUGCCAUCUCCCGGUUUUUUACAUGUUGGUCUCCUCGUGUGGGGUAAAGUUUGGAAGCGUUAUCCACCCAUGUGGAUCUCUCUCUGGCUACUUCUAACAAUGUAAAGCAGAGUUCCCCCAAUGAAAUCUUAUCAGCAACCAAUGGAUCAUCUUCCAGUGAUACUUCAAACCCCCCAUCAUAUCUAACGAAAGAGGUGAUAGUUUCCGUCUAUUACUGCCAAAUCUUAUAGAUAUCUCUCUCUCUCUCUCUCUCUCUCUCUCUCUCUCUCUCUCACUCACUUAUCCAAUCACGUUUAAUAUAAUGGAUGCAGCCAAGGGAGGGAGCACUGCACAGGACUGCCCCUAAACCUGUCUUACACCUCACAGAGGCUUCCGUCGAAUUGGCUGGUGCAAAAGCUGCCUCAUGUGGUCGCCUCGCAGCUCUUGCAGCAGAAUCUGAAAAAGGUGAGCGAGUAAUCAUUGUGAUCUUUUUAUAUGGUUUUUUGCCUCCUGUUCUUUAUAUGCCAUCAUUUUAGUAGUAGUUCAUUCAGCUAAUUCUUAGGCCGCUUUCCAUAUUAUACUUAUUGCACAGCCAACUUACACUACCCAAUAGUGAUUCAUCCUCGAUUGUCAAUUGAACAUAGGGGAAAAUCUAAGAAAAAGUUGCUGAAAUCAUCAGAACAUUGUGAUCUAGACAUCAGAUUGAUGUCCACCUUUGGCUAAUCUAUGUCAUGUCUAUCUUAAACAGUAUUUUAUGUUCAUAUUUAUUUUAUAGCUUACACUACCCAGUGGCAAUCUCUGUUCAAAUUGUCAAUGAAACAGGAGAUCUAAUCAUACGUAACGGAAGAUCCAUAAAAAGUUAAAGUUUUGGAAAUUUUUGUGGUCUGAGAAGAUGUCCACCGAUCUUGGCUAAUCUAUCUCCAUGCUUGCUUUAAACAUUAAUUUGUGUUCAUAUUCAUUUCUUGACUCACACUACCGAAAAGUAAUUUUUCCUCGAAUUCUCAAAUGAUCAGAAGAUCUCAUCAUAUACAUGGUGAAAGAUCCAAACAAUAGCUGCUGAAAUCAUAAAAAUAUGUGAUCUGGAAAUGAUCAGUGAUUUUCGUGCUUGUUUGAAGCAGUAAUUCAUGUUCAUAUUUAUUCGAUGACUUUCACUUCCCAGUAGUAAUCAAACCAAAGAUCCAACCCUAACUGUUGGAAGAUCAAAGGAGAAAGAUGAUGAAAUCACGAAAAUUCUUGCAGUCCGAGUACCAGAAUGACCUCCGCUUCUGGCUAAUCCCCCCGAUAUCUUGGGCUAUUCUUGCUUCCACAGUCUACGACGACGAAGGCACCCCGGCUUCAUUCCGAGUCCCUUCCGGCGUGGUGAUCCCCUUCGGAUCGAUGGAGUCGGCGCUGGCGAAGAGCGGGUCCCUAAAAUCCUUCACCUCGCUCGUAGACGGCCUAGAGACGGCGGAGCUCCACGGCGGCGAACUCGACGGCCUCUGCUCCGAGCUCCAGUCGCUGGUCUCCUACCUGCGGCCCUCCAAGGAGAUCUACGGCGUGAUCCGACGGGCCAUCCCCGGCGAGCCGCGGCUGAUCGUGCGGUCAAGCGCCAACGUGGAGGACCUCGCCGGCAUGUCUGCGGCGGGGCUGUACGACUCCAUCCCCAAUGUCAGUCUCGCCUCCCCCCUCGUCUUCGGGGAGGCCGUGGGCCGCGUGUGGGCAUCCCUCUACACGCGGCGCGCGGUGCUGAGCCGCCGUGCCGCCGGCGUGCCGCAGAGGGACGCCGCGAUGGCCGUGCUGGUUCAGGAGAUGCUCUCCCCGGACCUGUCGUUCGUGCUGCACACGAUGAGCCCGAUCGACCAGGACCCCACCGUGUUGGCGGCGGAGGUGGCACCGGGGCUGGGGGAGACGCUGGCCUCCGGCGCGCGCGGCACGCCGUGGAGGUUUGCGCUGGGGAAGAUGGACGGGGCCGUGAGGACCGUGGCGUUCGCGAACUUCAGCGAGGAGAUGGUGGUGCUGCAGGCGGGGCCGGCAGACGGGGAGGUGAUACGGCUCACUGUGGACUACAGCAAGAAGCCGCUCACCGUGGACCCGCUCUUCCGGCAGCAGCUCGGGCGCCGGCUCUGCUCCAUCGGGUUCUUCCUGGAGCAGAAGUUUGGAUUCCCUCAGGACAUCGAAGGGUGCGUCGUAGGUAAGGACGUCUUCAUCGUCCAGAGCCGCCCUCAGCCAUGA